UGCCUGCUGCCAUAUAAGACAUAACUUUGCUCCUCCUUUGCUUUCUGCCAUGAUUGUGAGACCUCCCCAGCCAUGUGAAACUAUGUGUCCAGCGUUUCUUCUUUCUGGUGGGUUCAUGGUCUCGCUGACUUCAGGAGUGAAGCUGCAGACCUUCAUACUAGAUGGAAAAGUUCCCCAAGUCCCUACCCGGCCCAGAAGCCCAGCGGGCUUCACCUCUCACUGGCACUGGCUGUGGGACUUUGCGGCACCUAGCCCGGGCACUCCGGCAGCCUGGAGGAAGCUCCUCCCAGACAAUCAAAAGGAAAAGAGGGGAAGCGAGAAAGAGACGGAGACCCGCCAUCAUGGCCAAAGACCCCGGGAAGAGGGAAGGGCGGUCCACACACGGGACCCAGCCUCCGAUCAAGCCCAGCAGGGGCCGAGAUCGCGCCCACCCGGACCCCACACCGGCCGACCAGCGCUGCGCGCAGCCCCGGCUCCUGCCAGAGCCUCUCUCUUCACACUUCCUCGAGAGCAGAGGGAGCCAGCUCAGGCCUCUGCCAGCCCCAGAGAAGGGCCGUCAUAGCGCAGCAGCAGGCUGAAGGGCUCCUGGAGCGCGGCCAGAGCGGACGCAGAGGCCGAGGAGGUGCCGAGAGCGAGCGAGGGCUGCUAGCACGUUGCCACCUCUCAUGAUGUUGUAAAAUAAGAAAGAGUAAAUGUUAUUUAAGAAUUCCUUCCUGGCCAGGCACGGUGGCUCACGCCUGUAAUCCCAGCACUUUCGGAGGCUGAGGCGGGCGGAUCAUGAGAUCAGGAGAUCCAGACAGGAGGUAGAGACCAUCCUGGCUAACACGGUAAAACCCCAUCUCUACUAAAACUCCAAAAAAUUAGCCUGGCAUGGUGGCAGGCGCCUGUAAUCCCAGCUACUCCAGAGGCAGACGCAGGAGAAUGGCGUGAACCCGGGAGGCUGAGCUUGCAGUGAGCCGAGAUGGCACCACUGCACUCCAGACUAGGCGACAGAGUGAGACUCCGUCUCAAAAAGAAAGGAAAAGAAUUCCUUCCUUGUUUCCUGCUGUAGUUAUUUGUCAAAAGAUACAAAAAAUCUGUAAGGGUUAAGCAAAGCUAUAUUUAUUUUGCUGCAACACUACUAUGCACAGUGACAUGGUCAAGUUGCUUUUUAUAAUGAUUUAUAGUGAUAUUAAUUUGCAUCAGUCGUUUUCAUGACCCCAAAGCCAACUCAAUAAUACCAGAAAAUAUUUGUUUGCUUGCCUACAUUUUGUAAUAAUCCAAUGUCCUGAAAUAAAAAUGAAUAUUUUCUUCCUGGAAAUAAAGUGAGAUAAUUUUCUUCUUCCGAUAGAGUCAUGAAACAAGAUCAGAAUGACAUUAUACUAAACUAUUUCACAAAUAUUGGUCAACAGUGGAGGCUUUUUUGUUCAUUUUUGUAAAUUUGAUUUGGCUCUAUUUUCCUAAGUUGCAUUUUAUGCUUCUUUCACCUGCCUUGCCAAAUGAAAAGAAAAAUCAUUUAUUUAUUAAAACAUACACUAAUAGAAGAAAAUAAUUUCACUCUUCACAAACUUUGGCAUUAUGAAGUCACUGGUUACUGGAGAUUUAAUUUCUGUAACAUAUCUGAAGUGCUUAUUUUUUUCUUUCCAUGAAGGAAACCUUUUGGAAUUAAGAUAUGGUACAUUGAACUAAACGGGGAUUGCAUUUGCUGUUUCUGUGAUAACAUUUUACAUCUGAAAUUCCAAUAAAUAUUUCUCUUCUUGCUUUGAGGUGGUUUACUUAUUCAUUCAGGUGGUUGGCUUUCAUAAGAAGUAAAGGCAUGCCAGCAUUUAUGGUUUCCCAGAGUUCGUUUUUUGCCUCAAGCUUGUAUUUAUUCUUAUUACACUCACUAGCUUAGAUACCAGGUGAAUACCUGGGAGAAAGAAAAACUUAAUUUAAAAAGUAAUAAAAAUAAAAGAACAAAAAAACACAAAACUAUUCAACAUGCCAGCAAUCUUGUUCUCUUAAGAAACCUACUUGUUUUUUUCAAUGCGUAUAAGUUUUAGCAUUUUAUAGCAAUUAGAUGAGUCUCUACAUCAUUAGAACUUCUGUCCUUGGAAUUAGGACAAAACUAUUUUUUUGCAAUAAAUAUUUGGCUCUGGAAAUCUAUUUUGACCUGUACUAUAAUGCAUAGCAGCAAAAUUAAAAUAUUGUGUGUUAUCAUC
Molecule: messenger RNA, 2180 nt
Organism: Nomascus leucogenys (northern white-cheeked gibbon)
Lineage: Eukaryota; Metazoa; Chordata; Mammalia; Primates; Hylobatidae
Exons: 3
Coding region: 50-562 (170 amino acids)
Source: RefSeq, a predicted model, not a curated record